AUCGGCCUGGAACAGAGAGGAAGGAAGCUAAAAAUAUCUCUUGCCAGUGCUGCAGCAGAAUACUCAGCUCCUUUUUACUAGUAUACUGUCAAGAAUCUUUCCACAGGACUCGUUAAUUUAUAGAUGGCCUACCCACCCCCACCUGGAGGAUACCCGCCCCUUCAGGCUGGAGCCCCUGGCUACCCCCCUCUCGGAGCAUACCCACCCCCUGGAGCUCCCGGCUACCCCCAUCUAGGAACGGGACCCCCUGGAGCUGCCAGCUACCCCCCUCCUGGAACAGGACUCCCUGCAGGGUACGCAACCCCUCAGCCUGGAGCUCCCGGCUACCCCCCUCCCGGAACAGGACCCCCUGGAGCUUACCCACCACCAGUCAGCACAGGAUACCACCCUGCCCCUAGUGGAGUUGGAUACCCCCAACAAGGUUACCCUCCACCUGGAGGACCGACGCCUGGCUACAGUGCACCAGGUCACCCUCCACCGGCUGGCAACCCCCCACCACAAUACUCUCAACCGCUACCCGUCGGUGCUCUGGGUCAUGAUAAACACGGCAAACAAAAGAAGAAGAAAAACAAAGAUCACAAGGUGAAGAUCAAGAAAGACAAGAUUCACAUUGGCCCACUGAAACUGAAGGCUAAAAAACAUAAGCUGCCCAAGUUCAAAGUGAAAGGAUUUGGUUUUAGCAGCAGCAGCAGCAGCAGCAGCAGUAGUAGUAGCUCUAGCUCUGAUUCAGACUAAGUGUACAAACUAGCCGCUGGAUGUCCCUCUUAUACAUUUUGCAAAUUUAUAACUAUUUUUAUGUAAUAAUGUAUUUUGCUGCAUUGAUUUAGAGAUCACUUUUUAGUAUAAUAAACAUUCAGUCAAAAACAAA
Molecule: messenger RNA, 868 nt
Organism: Halichondria panicea
Lineage: Eukaryota; Metazoa; Porifera; Demospongiae; Suberitida; Halichondriidae
Product: basic proline-rich protein-like
Exons: 4
Coding region: 124-735 (203 amino acids)
Source: RefSeq, a predicted model, not a curated record